Molecule: messenger RNA, 2184 nt
Organism: Pleurotus ostreatus (oyster mushroom)
Lineage: Eukaryota; Fungi; Basidiomycota; Agaricomycetes; Agaricales; Pleurotaceae
Exons: 3
Coding region: 1-2184 (727 amino acids)
Source: RefSeq, a predicted model, not a curated record
AUGGACCGUGACCACGUUCAGGACGAGGUUGAUGGCACAGUACCUCGGCCAGGCUCGCCGCUUGACAUUCCUCCACCUGGUAUACCGACGUUUCUUCCCGCUGUUUUGUCUUACAUCCAGCAUCAUGCCGCUGCGCCGUUGGUUAACGGAACGCCCAUUCCGAUUGACUCAGCCGUGCUACAAUCCAUCUUGCUCUGCCUCGUCGCCAACAAGCAUCUUAUCCUUCGUACAGACGACGACGAUAUUCCCAACGUUGUCAAGCUUGCGGCCCUUACGCUUAAUUCGGUCUUCGCAUACCACCCCGUCCACCGCCUGAAGAUCAAACCGAAGGGACACCCGCCGCCUAUUACCGGCUCCUUAACGUCCUCGAGUUUCCUCAACCAUUCAGCUAAUCCGGAUGUAUUCUUACGGUCGGUGUUUCUACCUUCGACGCGUCGUUUAAUCGAUCGCGAUGCCUCUGGUAACGCGACGCCCGUACAUAUGAAUCGUGCCGACUCUCAGCACUCGCCCUCGCACUCCAAGCUACGCCAUUCCCGGUCUGGCUCAGUGUAUACCUCGCCGGACGAGGGUAGCGUGAGCACGCACGCUACAAUCCAGGCAGAGAAGAACUCGCGGCAUCAGAGACAUCGUUCGAAAUCGAGCUCUCGUUCAUACCCCCGCGUAAACAGUGGGGCGAACCUACCCAGAUCCUCCUACUCUGGCGACUUGAUGAUGCUAGCAAGCGAGACGGAAAGUGGUAAUCAAAGCGGGACCGGCCUGCAUGGUUAUUUCGGUACUGGCGGCCCCGAUCGCGAAUUCUCGCCGCCUUCUCAUUCGCCUCCUCCGUCAAUGAGACAAGUUAGUUUCAUGUCCUCACAAACCCACAGCAAAAGUGGACCCUCCUCUCCGCUACAUACUACCUCCUCUGAUUCCGCUCCUUUUCCUCCGUUGCCUUCGUCUUCUCACCAAACGGAUGAAGUCCCGAUAGUGCCUCAAGCGAUUGUUCUAUCUGGCCUAGAACACGCUAGUAGAUUGUCGCAGAGAGCCCUAGUGAGAGUACUGAUGGAGAACCGCUUGGUGUUAGAUGGAGGGGACUAUGAUGGAGAGGAGCGCGACGGAUUACCAACGCAAUCAAUGGUGGGAGGUUCAGAUGAACUCGAUGGGGUGUGGAAUUUACCCGACGGCUUCAUCAUUGUCUAUGUCUGUGGAAAAGACGCGCACGAAAGACCAGCUAUUCAUCACAGCUUGUUAGACAAGUUCGCCAUGAGUACAAACAUAACGCUUCAACCUGCGACGAGGAAUAUACUACGAACCCGCCGUACAUCUUCGUCCCACAGUCUGAUAGGCCAUAAUCACGGACAAUCGUAUCGCUCGUCACCAUCUCUCGGAACGAUGCCAUUGCCCAUCGCUGCGCCCAGACCAAUGUACCCAGGUGCACAUAAUAGCGGACCGAGCUUCCAAUCCUCUUUCUCUCAUACACAACCACCUAUACGUCCUCCCUUGACGCCUCUCCUCCCUCGACCCUCUUCUACUCCGUUCAUGUUUGAUGCAGAUCCACCACCAGGUCUCCUCCCUCCCACCCUUCUUCCAACCCUUCGAACGAUGUUCUCAUCCGAUCAAAUCCAAAUGUCCCCGAAUCUACGCCUCUACACUGCAGACUUAUUCUCCGCUGUCCGGCAUCAUCCACAACUCGAUGGUACUUUGUUGACCGCGCAAUCGCACCGGGACGCCCUGGAUCUCAUCAAGGCAGCUAGACUGCUCGGGAUCGAUCUGACUGGCAUGGAAAUCAUUAAGAUGAGUUUGGAUGAGGCGAACGCGCGAUACCGCAACAGGCAGGGCCUAGGUAGUAGCACGGCCGAAGGGGCGAGCACAGUCGAUUAUGGGGAAGCUAUGAGUGAUGUCUACAGCGGGAUCGGAAGUGGUAUCGGUUUACUUUCGCCGUUUGGAGACGCCGAGGACCAACCGUCUAUCCAAGAGAUAGAGGUAUCUAAUGACGCGGAUCCUAACCAAGAACCGAUGGAUAUUUCGGAGGCUGAUGUAGCCAGGAUUAUUCCCCGCGUCGUAUCUCACCGAGUGAGGGUUCGUGAUGGCCCGGAGGAUGAAGUCCUUGCGAGUACAUACUUCGGAGCUGUUGCUGCCAAAUCCACAGACCAAUCUCGCAGCACGGUUAAGGACAUUCUGAUCAAUAUCUUAGCAGAGGUUUAA